AUGAACGAUGAUAAUGUUGUGCACUUAUCGGCUUUUAUUGAAUCACAAUGUCCUGAUUGCACGAAAUUCGUAAAUAAUCAGUUAGUACCUGUAUGGUCUAAAUUCAACAAAUCUAGGAGACUCGAGGUCAAAAUUAUACCUUUUGGAAAUGCUGAUUGCGAAAGUGUUGGCGAUGAUUUCAGUUGUGAUUGUCAACAUGGAGAACAGGAAUGUUUUUUGAAUGAAUUGAUGAACUGUGCAAUUGAUAUACUCAAAGAUCCACGAGACCAUCUACCAGUUAUUUUUUGCCUGGAAGGAAAGCAAAAUCGAGAUGUCGGCAUUAAAGAAUGUUUAUUGCGCCAUCAACAAAUCCCCGUUCACGAAAUAAUGGAAUGCGGCGCAACUGAAAAAGGAAGACGUCUUUUGGCUGAGGCUGGCAACGUGACGAGGUCGCUUCGUCCAUUACUGCAUUAUGUCCCGUGGGUUCUUUUGGACGACAAAUAUUCGCAAAGCGCUGAAAAUAAUCUACUCGAAACGCUGUGUAAUAAAUGGAAACCGAAACCACCUGAAUGUUACUGA
Molecule: messenger RNA, 558 nt
Organism: Dracunculus medinensis (Guinea worm)
Lineage: Eukaryota; Metazoa; Nematoda; Chromadorea; Rhabditida; Dracunculidae
Source: the annotation of a GenBank genome assembly